GUCUGCUAAAUUCAUUUGCUCAGGCGCGGUUUUGAAGAGUCGCGUGGUCUUUGCGUUUUUGGUUACAAGUUGUUCCUAAUACGCCCAAACAUGGUUGUCAAUACGUUUAUGAUUGAACUUUCUUGCCCCAACUUGAAUGUCAAUAAUCCUGACAGUUCUUCCAAAGUUAUAGAAAAAGUAUUAAAUGAGUAUUCUUUGACGAAAAAUUCAGUUUCUCUUUUGAACGAUGGCUUUGCAAUGGUAUUCUCUUCAGAGACUAGCUGUUCAGCUUUCGUUCGUGCCUAUCCAGAUGGACUUUUAACAAUAGACAUACACGAAAGAGUUGUGUCGGGCGAGAACAAUAGGUUUUCUAACGAUAUUCUAUCUCACAUUGAGAAUAAGAUGAAAAGUGAGGGAGCUAGUAGAACAUUGAGCUUAACAACACCAGUUAAGAGAGGAACAAAAUUUAAUUGUUACUUUCCAACAACAGUUGGUUUGCUAAUUGAGUAUGAUUUUGAUGAGUUAGUCUUUGAAGAACAAACACCUUUCCAAAACGUUAAAAUAUAUCAUUCACCUCAGUUUGGCAAUAUGCUGAUAUUGGACGACGAUCCUAAUUUGGCCGAAAGCGACAUAAUCUAUACAAGAACUAUUUGCGGUUCUGGAAGAGAGAACUUUAAAGAUAAAAAUAUUCUUAUACUUGGAGGAGGAGAUGGUGGUAUUCUAAAUGAGUUGCUUAAACAGAAUCCUGCUUAUGUAACUAUGGUUGAAAUCGAUCAGGUCGUUAUUGAUGCCUCCGUAAAAUAUUUGAGAGGAAUAUGCGAUAGCGCAAUGGAUAAAUUGGAAGGUGAUAACUAUAAGGUCAUAGUCGAGGACUGCGUACCUUGGCUGGAAAAAUUUAUAAAAGAAGGAAAGAAAUUUGAUUACGUAAUAAACGAUUUAACUGCCAUACCAGUUACUCCAGAACCAGUUGGUGAAAUGUGGGAAUUCAUGAGAAAAAUAUUAAACUUAUCGAUAAGCGUUUUGUCAGAUAACGGCAAAUAUUUCACCCAAGGAAAUGGUUUAAAUGCUCAAUCAGCACUUAAAAUGUAUGAAAAGCAAUUGAACCUGCUUGAAACACGGGUGGAAUAUAGUAAGGAAAAGGUAUUUGUACCAUCCUACCUCGAAUGUUGGGUUUUCUAUGAAGUUUGGAAAAAGUUAUAA
Messenger RNA from Dimorphilus gyrociliatus, 1179 nucleotides. Lineage: Eukaryota; Metazoa; Annelida; Polychaeta; Dinophilidae. The record is from the annotation of a GenBank genome assembly.